GCGCGUCUAGAAGGUGGGAGGGGGUCAAAAGCCUCAAGUGGAACAUUCUCACACAGGAAUCUACACAACUUCAGUAUAUUACUGCACGUUAUGGACAAUCCUAAAUGCAGCCCUGUCACUUUAAUCAUGGCAAAGAGAAAACUUCAGAUUUUCUUAACAGGCUAAUUUAAAGGUUAAAACAGGAAUAUGGGGCAUUUACAGUCGAAAAAUGCGUGUAAACGCAGGGAGAGUCCAGAAGGAGGCACUUUGACGACAGGCUCUUCACUCCUGCAGGAAGAGUCGGUUCAUCUCAGCGGCUCAGACAGGAUCCGACACAAGCAGGAUGUAUGUGGUGAAGAGCUAAAGGAUGAUCACUUCUUGGAUCAUGACUGCCCUCUGGAGGUAAUCCUUCCACCAGAGAGAGCAACCGAAUGCCAAAGUUACAAACCGGAAAAGGGAGAUCCCUUGAGGAGGAAUGCAAAAAAUGAUGACAUGGAGUGUAAUGAAAAUCACCAAGAGUGGGUGUUUACUUUGUAUGACUUUGACAACAGUGGCAGAGUAACCAAAGAGGAUAUGUCCAGCCUGAUGCAUACUAUCUAUGAAGUAGUGGAAGCAUCAGUCAAACAGUCUGCACUCUGCAACAGCAAAACUCUGCGUGUCAAAUUGACUGUAACACCCUUAAUACCCAGUUUCAACAGAAAAGAACGAGAUAUCGGGCUUCCACAGAGCAAGCAGGAGCAGCUGGAGGAAAACCACCCCAUUUACAUCAGAGGACAGAGCACAGAUCCUGCUGUUAGUCCUGAGAAAAAACUUUACCGCAUCGAUGAGAACACAGAACGCAGAAACCACUAUUUAGACCUGGCUGGGAUUGAAAACUACACCUCCAGAUUUGAUGCAGAUCACACACUACACUCACCCUAUGAGGAGCAGUUUCAGGGGAGCCUCACACAUGGCACACGCUCUGCCCAAUAUCGAUGGCCUCAGCUUGAUCGUGGCAGUCUGGGGAAGUCUGGUGGUCAGCGCCUCCCAUUUCUCAGGUCUCUGAGGAGCCGCAAAUCAAACAGGCUACAUGGGCAUCACCCAGUCAGCUGGUGCUGUCCUCCUGCUCCCCAGCAGCAGCCUUUGCACUACAGUCACAAUAAACGUGUUCAUGCCAGGCCUUGUGAUGUCACAUCAGCUUUUGUGCCUCAUCCAGGGUUAGACUUGGAGAUUCAGCCUGGAACAGGUGUUUCACCUGGUGGGUUCAUGCCCAUGGCUCAGAGGCAUGAGCACCAUCACCUCCAUGAGCAUCACCAUCACCACCACCAUCACCACCAUUACUAUUCCUCCUGACUGCAGCCUCUGCCUCAGAAAUAGAGGCACAGAAAUUAGAGCAUUUCAGAUGGUGACCCUGAAAAUUGCACACAAUUUUUUAUUAAUUUCUUUCCAGGAUCACAUUUGGAAAGGGACCGGGUUUCUUUGAAAGAAAAACUCAAAUGCUUCAUUUGAGUUUUGGUUUCUUUGAAAGAAAAACUCAAAUGCUUCAUUUGUCUAAAAAACUAUGCAACAAAGGUGCUAGUUGUAGUAAUGCAUCAUUUGCUUUUCGUAAUUAUCUACUACUAAUAAUAAAUGUUUUAAUAGCUUUUUGUAUAAAUUCAAUACAAUUAUUUACAGUGGAUUCUGAUAAACAUAAAUCUUACAUUGCUUGUACAUAAAACUGUGUAGAACUCUGUAUUUGCACAGAAUGUAAUACAUUUUACGUUUAAUACCAAGCCCAGAAGACUGAUAGCAAAUUCUAUUUUCUAUUUCCUAACCACUAUUUUCAUACAACCUAUAUUUCUAAUGUAUGUUGAAAUUG
Molecule: messenger RNA, 1816 nt
Organism: Tachysurus vachellii
Lineage: Eukaryota; Metazoa; Chordata; Actinopteri; Siluriformes; Bagridae
Product: protein naked cuticle homolog 2-like
Exons: 10
Coding region: 187-1311 (374 amino acids)
Biological process (GO): negative regulation of Wnt signaling pathway
Cellular component (GO): cytoplasm
Molecular function (GO): calcium ion binding
Source: RefSeq, a predicted model, not a curated record